Molecule: messenger RNA, 2389 nt
Organism: Pistacia vera
Lineage: Eukaryota; Viridiplantae; Streptophyta; Magnoliopsida; Sapindales; Anacardiaceae
Product: protein IQ-DOMAIN 14
Exons: 5
Coding region: 744-2174 (476 amino acids)
Molecular function (GO): protein binding
Source: RefSeq, a predicted model, not a curated record
CAAGGCCUUCUCAUAAUUCAUCAAGAGGUUCCCUUCCUGAAUACAAAAUGGUGGUGAUGCCUUUUUUUUUCUUUUCCCAUUCAGUGUGUGUGUGUGUGUGCUUUGCUCAACGGCCCACAACUUGAACAGAUCAUGAUACUUAUCCCUCGAAAGAUGAAAAACAAGAAUGAUUGAUCUCAUACACCAUAAUUUUUAACAGCCUUCUCAGUGUUUUGUGGUUUCAGUUUUGCCAAAAAAAAAAAAAAAAUCUUUGAUGGUACUUUCCCACCACCCUUCUUGGUACUUGUUACAAUAAACAAUGGUUGAUCUGAAAUCAAGGAAAUUCUUUCUCAAUUUCAUAAAAGAACAAAACAUUAUUGUACCAGUUCUUCUUGUUUGAAUCACUGGAUCACUAGAUUUCAGGAGAUGGGUAAGACACUGGAUUGCAUUAUCUUAACAAUCCUUUUUUUCUUUUUCUUUUUUAGAUAUGAAAAAUGCAUUAAAUGGUACUGAUAUUGAUAUCUUAGUCUCUUCUUAGAUUUGUAAUCCUGCCCUUUUCUUUUCAACAAUUAUACUGUUUGCUCAAUAAAGUUAAUUUAAUUUAGGUUGGUGAUUAGUUUACUUCAUAUCUAAUCAACCAUAUGGAUCCUUAAAUGCUUACAUGCACAUGUAUUGGAAUUAUUGGAAAGCACCUUACUAUCAUAGCCACAGAAGUACUGCACAAAAUAGAAUCUUCUCAGGCCAUUGAAAUUUUCUGAAGUGUUAUGCCAAGUGAUGGUUCUACAAUGGCAAAGAAGAAGAGCUGGUUCAGUCGGUUGAAAAGAUUCUUUAUUUCGGACACAGGUUCAAAAUCUGACAAGGAGAAGAGGAAAAGGACAUGGAUAUUUGGAAGGCUAAAGAUCAAAAGGUUGCCUUCCAUCGCGGCGGCGCCAUCAGCAGCAUCACAAGUCAGAACACUAAGUGAAGCAGAGGAAGAGCAUAGCAAGCAAGCUCUAAAUGUAGCCAUUGCCACAGCUGCUGCUGCGGAAGCAGCUGUGGCUGCUGCUGAGGCUGCAGCUGGGCUUGUAAGGCUUACUGGAACCUCUCAAUCAAUUCAUCAAUGUGAAAGAGAAAAAAGAGAAGACUCCCCAAUUGAAAUUAAAAUUGAUGCUCCUCAGUCUACUAAUCAAUAUGAGAGGGAGAUCCAGGAACUUGCUGCCAUUAAAAUUCAAACCGCAUUUCGGGGUUGCCUUGCAAGGAAAGCUUUGAGGGCAUUGAAGGGUAUAGUGAAGCUUCAAGCUAUUAUUAGAGGUCGAAAUGUGAGACGCCAAGCUAUCACUACUCUCAAGUGCUUGCAGUCCAUUGUAAAUAUCCAGUCACAGGUCUGUGCAAGGAGAUAUGGAAUGACAGGUGCUUGGCAUUGUGAUCAAACUAAACAGUUGCAGACUUUGAAGGACAAGAUAAUCAUGAUGGACUCAAACAGUCGAAGAAGAUGGGAUGACAGCACUUUGACAAAGGAAGAGGCAGACGCGUUGUUCCAAAGCAAGAAGGAAGCUUUUAUCAAGAGGGAACGGGCGAAGGAAUACGCGUUCAGCCAUAGGAAAUCAGCAGAGUCAGAACAGGACAAGGGUCAUGGAAGAUGGAGAUUGUGGCUAGAGCAAUGGGUAGAGACACAAGUAAUGAAGAGUAAAGAGCUUGAAGAUUUGGACACAGUGUGGACUUCAGAUAGAAAGCCAAAAGAAGAAAACAGAGGAAAAGGGCUGAGACUGAAGAAUCUCCAGAGACAAUAUCAGGUUGAAGGAUUGGAUUCACCAUCGUUAGUUCCGCGAAUGCAUCGAAGGCAGUGUUCACUGGGAGAAGAAAACUCAUUCUCUAGCUCUCCUGUAGUUCCAACUUACAUGGCAGCAACAGAAUCCGCCAAGGCAAAAGCAAGAUCAAUGAGCUCACCAAAGCUGAGGACUAGCAGUUUUGAUACUUGUUCCGAAAGCUAUUCACCAUGUAAGAAUAAAUUGUCCCUAGUAUCUCCAGUCAGAAGUGAAGUUUCAAGUUGUGGUAGGAUAGGCAUAGGCAGGCCUAGUGCUUAUCAGCAGAGAUCUCCAAGCUUGAAGGGUGUUCAAGGUCCUGUGAAAUCAUAUUCAAUCAAGGCAGCGAAGGACCUCAGCUUUAAUUCAGAAUGCUCAAUACUGAACUGGGAUAGACAAAGUACCUCCAGAUGAUUUGGAUGGUUGAGUUUUGAGUGCCAGAAGUCAGAAGAAAAUCUUUGAUUAGUUAAUUUAGUUGGCUUGAAGUCUAGAAGUUAGUCUGUAAUUAGUAAUAAUUUGGAUUGAUUAAACAGAUGCACAAUGUCUUUUUCCCUCUUCAAAUAGCAGUUCAUUUCAAUCUUCAAAUUCUGCAUAGUCAUAUAAAUGAAACAACUUAAUAUUUUUUGUGA